This is a messenger RNA of Hypoxylon trugodes, 1499 nucleotides long. Its product is annotated as glycoside hydrolase family 61 protein. Bases 644 to 1423 code for a protein of 259 amino acids. NCBI's taxonomy places the organism in Eukaryota, Fungi, Ascomycota, Sordariomycetes, Xylariales, Hypoxylaceae. The transcript is spliced from 5 exons. The record is from RefSeq and is a predicted model, not a curated record.
AAUACGCAUUCGAUUACUCGGGCAGGAAGUCGACAUGUUCUCAUUGAAUCAUCUCGCCAAAUCAUAACAUUUAAGUGUCGGUUAGACACUUAGAUGUACCUAGGUAUGUUUUAAAAUGAUUAAAAUACACCAAUUCUCCUUUGACGGUUAGAUAGCUUUCACCCCUUGCAUGAUUAUAAUAGAUGGUUUAAUAAGUUCCUCCAACCCGGUGUGGCUUCAGCAGCCCAUGCGAAAUGAUCAUCUAGGGUAUAUCUUUCUUUAGGCAUGGCUAAUUCAGGUUCCUAUUCUUAGACGUGGAAAAAAUCGAUGAUCCGAACUUGAUGGUCUCGUAAAUAGCCGGACAGGCAGCGUUGCAUCGAAUCGCUCGUUAGACGCUCCGAAUUACCGCACGUGGUUAAAGCAUCAACCGACUAUGUCCUCAAGUAUCAUUCGACACAUUUAGAGAAUCUGGCCCAGCUUCCAAGAUGGUUCAAAUACUUCGAGCGACAGUGGCAAGAUUCCCCAGAUUCUUGGCAGCCGGUAGUUGCUUGCCUAAGUGGUAACUUGUUCGAAUUCGCAAGUCGACGACGAGGCUACGGUGAUGCAGUCUUAGACGCCAAUUUCGCCAAAAGGAACCUCGCUACCGUUCGAUAAAUACCCAAUUAUGGCGAGACUGCUCUUGUUAACAGCGCUAGCGUUGCUAGUCAGCUCGGUCGUCGCCCAUGGUGGUCUUGCGAAUUAUACAGUCGGAGACACUUGGUACAGGGGGUUCAGCCCGGACGACCCCUUAGGGGAUCAAGAAGGGAAACCAUGGAUGAUCCAAAGAAUAUGGGCGAGCAUCGACCCAAUCUUCUUCGUAAAUGAUACUGGCCUCGCAUGCAAUACCCCAGGCACUGCACCGCCGUCAUAUAUCCCCAUCGCAGCUGGGGACAAUAUCACAGCCGUCUAUUGGUAUUGGCUACAUCCCUAUGGACCGAUGUCAGUAUGGUUAGCCGACUGUGGCGCCUCUUGUGAAGAUGCCAACGUGAACGAUCUGAAUUUCUUCAAGAUCUGGGAGGCAGGUUUGUUGGAAGGCAAUAUUGUAGAAGGUAUCUGGUAUCAGAAGAAAUUUCAGAAUUGGGAUGGUUCGCCAGACCUUUGGCCCGUCACGAUACCGGCCACUAUCAAACCAGGUCUUUACGUUAUAAGGCACGAGAUCCUGAGUAUUCACAUCGAAGACAAGCCUCAGUUCUACCCCGAAUGUGCACAUUUGAAUAUCACUGGGUCCGGUACGGCGGUUCCUUCGCCCGAAUAUCUCGCCAAGUUCCCCGGGACAUAUAAGGAAGACGACCCGUCAAUAAAAAUUGAUAUUUACUCGGAUGCAGUAAAAGCACAGACGAAUUACACAAUUCCAGGACCUCCAGUAUGGAACGGAUUCGUCAACAAAUAUUGUCAGGACUGUUAACGAUGCAUUCGGAAUCUAAGUAUACUUCAUAAGGUACCUAGGUAGUAAUAGGUGUUAAGAGAGCAAUGCACCUAUA